AUGACUUCUGGUUCUGCACACACUAAAUACAAUAGCGUUGUUAAGGCUUUGUUGGCGGCCGGGGCUGAGGUUGACGCACGUGAAAACUACGCUGGAACUUCUGGUUUCUCAUUUCACGGCCGUACAACUUCGCCAGAUGGUGCCGACCCUACUGUGAAAAAUUCACGAGGACAUACACCUCAAAUGUAUUCGAAAUCCAAUGACAUAAAUAUCGCAAUUGAUGCCGCAAUGAAACAGUUCAAUCUAAAAAAGCAAGCCAAGGAUCGUGAAGAACGACAAAGGUAUCCGUUGGAUCAACGACUCCGUGAGAAAAUUGUCGGACAGGAACAGGCGAUUCGCACUGUUAGUGCAGCAAUUAGGAGGAAGGAAAACGGUUGGCAUGACGAAGACCACCCUCUCGUUUUCUUAUUCUUGGGUUCAUCUGGAAUCGGAAAGACCGAACUCGCUAAACAAAUUGCUGCCUACUUGCACAAAGGUGAUUCAAACUCAAGGACGUUCAUUCGGUUUGAUAUGUCUGAGUUCCAAGAAAAACACGAGGUUGCGAAGUUUAUUGGCGCCCCGCCUGGUUAUGUUGGCCACGAAUCUGGUGGUCAGUUGACAAAGGCGCUUAAGGAAUGUUCGAACGCUGUUGUGCUUUUCGACGAAACGGAAAAAGCCCAUCCAGAUGUUCUGACGGCCCUACUCCAGGUCUUUGAUGAAGGCCGACUGACCGAUGGCCAGGGGAAUACGGUGGACUGCAAAAACGCCAUUUUCAUCAUGACUUCAAAUGUGGGAAGUCAAGUCAUCGCAGAGUACGCCCAGUCCCUCCGAUCGACGCCUGGAGAUGGAGAUAAUGAAAUUGAAGUGUCUCGGGAUUUCAAGGAAAAGGUUAUGCGGCCAAUGUUGCGCAAACAUUUCCUUCGAGACGAAUUUCUUGGUCGAAUCAACGAAAUGGUGUACUUUUUGCCCUUCUCAACGUCAGAAUUAACUGAACUGGUGCUGCGAAACCUGAAUGUUUGGAAAGAAAAGGCGAAAUCGAGGCAUUCCAUCUCGCUCUCUUGGGACAGGGAGGUUAUCGACCUCAUAGUUGAUGGCUACGAUGUCUACUAUGGAGCAAGAUCCAUCACCUACGAGGUAAUUUUGCCUUUUUUCCUCUUCUUCUUCUUCUUUAUGCGUCAUAGUUGCACAUGUCACCCGUCUGCCCUGGAUGAGCGAAAGUCCGCUUCAAGUUCAGGCGAGCAGAAAGCCUGUUCGCCCGAUGAACAGCCAGUCCCACCAAGAAUUGUGCUUGAGGUCACUUCGGAAAAGGGAAAAACACAAAUCUUUGACCUGCACAAAACCACCGCUGAAUUGUGGGCCUGA
This is a messenger RNA of Mesocestoides corti, 1341 nucleotides long. The record is from the annotation of a GenBank genome assembly. Lineage: Eukaryota; Metazoa; Platyhelminthes; Cestoda; Cyclophyllidea; Mesocestoididae.